This is a messenger RNA of Anneissia japonica, 429 nucleotides long. RefSeq lists its product as uncharacterized. The coding region runs from base 1 to 429 and encodes 142 amino acids. NCBI's taxonomy places the organism in Eukaryota, Metazoa, Echinodermata, Crinoidea, Comatulida, Comatulidae. The record is from RefSeq and is a predicted model, not a curated record. Gene Ontology annotation, molecular function: nucleic acid binding. The transcript has a single exon. Gene Ontology annotation, biological process: DNA integration.
AUGACGUGGGAAAUCCCCACCGAACGAUGGCAACAUAAAGAUCUAUUCACUAUUCACCAACGAGAUUAUUUAAUCACAGUUGAUUACUUCUCUGAUUUCUGGGAAGUAGACGAAUUAAUAGAAGAUACUACAUCGAGCACUGUCAUAGAAUGUACCAACCGACACGGAAUACCCAGAGGAGUGGUAACAGACAACGGUCCGCAAUUCAUUUUAAAAGAGUACGAAGAUUUUUCCAAAGCAUGGGAUUUUGAACAUACCACAAGCUCUCCACUGCAUAUCCAAAGUAAUGGGAAAGCUGAAGCCACUGUCAACAUAGCUAAAAAUCUCAUCAGGAAAGCUAAAAAAGACAACAAAGACAUUUACUUGGCGUUAUUGGACUGGAGAAACACUCUAGAUACAGAGGGUAACAGCCCAGUACAGAAACACUAA